Messenger RNA from Dioscorea cayenensis subsp. rotundata (Guinea yam), 465 nucleotides. RefSeq lists its product as uncharacterized. The record is from RefSeq and is a predicted model, not a curated record. The transcript is spliced from 2 exons. The coding region runs from base 1 to 465 and encodes 154 amino acids. Lineage: Eukaryota; Viridiplantae; Streptophyta; Magnoliopsida; Dioscoreales; Dioscoreaceae.
AUGGCAAGAAGCGGCAUGAAAGUUGACAAGUCCUUCAAAAGGCAGGGCUUUGUUGAGGCGGCUAACAUUGUCAAUGGAAGAUUCCCUACUGCCUCUAUAGAUGCAGAUAAUGUCGAGAACCACAUGUGCACGCUGAAGCAAAAAUAUCAAGAAAUCAAGAAACUUAUGAACCUUAGUGGUGUGGGUUGGAAUGACACAGAGAAAAUGCUAGUUCUUGAAGAUGAAACAUAUCAAACUUAUGUAGAGGGACAACCAAAAGCUAAAGAAUAUCUAAAUAAACCUAUACCUUUCUUUGAGGAGCUUCGAUUAGUUGCUGGGGACGAUCAUGCCACAGGUGAUCAAGCACGUUCCAUCUACCAACAAUUUGGUGGUACAAAUGAAGAAGAUGAAAAUCCACCUACUCCUGAUGUACCAAUGGAACAUGAACCUUUAGAGACAAAUGUCCACAGACAAGAAGCGGCAUGA